AUGAAUACAAAAAAGGAAUUUAAUUGUUUAUUUUGCAAAGAUACUUUCGACAAUAAGGAAGAUUUGCAAGAACAUUUCAGGAAACACGGUGACCCACAGUAUAAAAAGCGUUUUGAAAUACCUGUACAAGGGGCUGACCAGAAAUCUAAAGACAAGACAGAGUUGGUUACCUGUGACGUGUGUUCCCAAGUGUUUCCGACAAUAUCCAAGGCUAUAACUCACAAGCACAAGGUGCACCCAGAUCACGAUGCGAAGUACUUCUGCCCUUGGUGCGGUAAACUAUUUACAUUGAAGCAUUUAUAUAAUGUCCAUGUACGGACAACUCACGGAGGUGAGGAGGAGAGCACAGAUGAAAAACGCUUUCAUUGUGACUGCUGUAAUGUAGAUUUCUUCAUUGCCUCUGCAAUGUUAAACCACAACAAAUUCUUUCAUCGGUCAGAUACUGACAUGCCAGACAUUGGACAGUCUAAGAAAAUCAAAACCUAUUCUCAGGUCAUCAUUCCACUAUAUUACUGUCCUUUCUGUGGUGAAGAGUAUGAAAAUAAAGUCAAUCUGUUUAAACACAUGACAGAUGAGCAUGGAGAUGAGAACCAGAGUCCAGAUGAAGUAUUAAAAUGUCCAGCAUGUGAUGCAGUAUUCUACCAUCUGGAUGCAUAUGAAAUACACCUCACUUUCCAUACCACUGAUGAUAUGUAUAGCAUUUAUAAUCCUGCGUUCAUGGAAUUACUGGAUUUCUCCCUGGAAACAGUCCCACCUAUAAUAGAAAAGGUAGAAAACUUAAAUGAUAACCCAGAUACAGAUGAUCCUGAAUCAACUAUGAAUGCUGUGGGCAUUGAAAAGUUCUUAGAAUUAGCGAUGGACCAUGCCGAUGAAGAAGAAAGUAGUCCUGUGAAACCAAAGAAACAUAAAAAACAUAAAAAGUCAAAGAAAUCAGCGAUUACCCUCGAUGAGUUUCUUAGUAUGAACCAGGACGUAUUCGGUGAGGGUCUAGACUUCCAGGGCAUAGAAGAAGUACCUACACGCGUCGUUAAAAAGCAACUCAAAAAUAAUAUGAAGAUGACGAACAAUGCUACCACCUCUGCUGAACUGGACAAGUUAAAAAAGGCAGGCAUUGUCGUCAAAAGAAAGAUAGCUCAUAGGCCAAUAGUUAAAAAUUUUAAAGUCGCCACUUCAACACCCAUUAACACUGCAAAUAAACCUGUUCCUAAGUUAAAUCAAAUAAGAGAAAUAGAAACUUCGAGUGAAGUUUUAAAUAAAUUAAUAAAUCAAAGUAACAAUCAGAUAAAAAUAGUAAAGAAAAUAAAUCCGGCAGCGACUAUGGAACCUGAGGAAACAAUCCAAAAUGCAGUUGAGGAGCCAGAGACACCUGAAGAUAUUAACAAAAUCAGCUCGAAUGACAUUGAAAUGGACUCUACUAAAACUGAUACAGAUAGCACUAAAGAGACUAGAAAUACAGAAGAAACACCAGUUACUGUACCAGAUACACAAUCCGAAGCAAAUAAAGUCAGCGACAGUGUUUCGGAUACUGAUUUAGACAAAGAGACUGAUAACAGAGUUGUGCCAGAUAGUAAAGAAACUCCACAGCAAAUAAUAUCUAAAGUUACAAAGUUGGAUUAUUCCCAAAAAACAACUAACAAUGUAACUAAAGAAACUGAAAAUACACAUGAACCGGAUCAUGAAGAAAUUGAGAAAUAUCAUUCUGACCAUUCUGAUGCGGAAUUUGAUGAUGCAGAACAUGCAUCGGAUCUUGACAAUCACAUGGAGGAUGAUAAAGCCAUAGAUGAUUGCCAAACAAACAUAGAUAAUGAUACCACAUUGAGUGCAUCAUCUAGUUCCUUAUCAACGUUAAAACGUUUGAGUCAUCUAAUAACUGUAAAACCUAUCAGUCAAAACAAAAACAGCACACUAACAGAACCUAAGGCUGAGAUAAUUACUGAAACAAAUAUUACUAAAGCUACCGAAAAUAUUAAUAAAAAGGAAGCUUCUGAUUCGCCUGUUGAUACAGUACACGUUAAUAAACCAAAAACUGUGGAAAAGGAUCCUACUUUAGACGCUUUAAAAACCCUAAGCAAAAAUAUAACUGUCAAGUCAGUGGCAACAAAGAGGAAUAUUGACGCAUAUGAAUCUGAAAAUGACGAAAUUGUCCAAGAUGAUAAAAAUACAAGUGGAUUACAAUCAAAAGAUGUAAGUUCCAAUAAAAACAUAACUAUUAAGAAAAGUAAAUUGGAAACGAAUGAACCUAAACCUGGUAAGAUAGUGAAUCAUCAAGAAAGAAGAUAUGUACUAGGACAACAUAUGGCUAAAUCUCCUGCAGGACAGAUCCCUAAAAUGAAAGUUGAAAAGGAUAAUGCACAGCCUAACUCGAAUGCUCAAAUUUUAAAAAGACUUACAAACAUAACAACGAAGCCUGUAAUAAAUAAAAAUAAAAGUUUGUCUGCUAAUAUGAAACAAACUAAUGUUCCUAAAAAGGUUGUAGUACCUCAAAAACCUGAAGAAAUUAUAGAAAUUUUUGAUGUAGACGACUCCGAAGAUGAGGAAGAAAACAGUAGAAAUCAGCCACAACCUACUCAAAGUAGCCCAGGAUCAACUAAGUCCAUGGACGCACUAAAGAAUUUAAGUAAAAAUAUAACAGUCAAGCCUUUGAAUCAAGCACCAACAAGUAGAAAUAUUAAAGUAGAAAAUAAUAUAAAGAUUGAGAAAGAAGACAAUAGUAGUCAACAUAAAUUCAAAGACGAAUCAAACAAUGAUAGCAAUAUGAGUAUGAAAAAUAAAAAUAUGGCAGUCAAAAACAUAUUGCAGGGUAUUAGUAAGAACAUUACAAUAAAAUCUCGAAACACUUCACCAAGCCAGUUUGCGAAAUCUCAAGAAAAUUCACAAGAUUCUAAAGUCACCGAAGACGAUUAUGCUUCUGACUCUGAUUCUAAUCCAGGCACAGUACAAAUCACAGAACUUGAUGAGGACAUGGAACUUGAUGAUUGUGAUGAAAACCAUCAUGAAAAGAUCGAAGAAAUGAAUGAGACAGUUAACAACCCGAUUAUUGAAUCACCGAAAGAAUCGUGCAGCGAAAAUGAAGAUGACGACAUACAUGACUUUGAACAAGACAUUAGAGUCAACACAAUGCAAAAAUCUCAACAAACUAUAAAUUCCACAGUCAAUUCUGUUUGCUUAAAUAAUUUGAAGAGUAUAAAUAAAAAUCUAACAAUAAAAUCUUUAAGUAAAACGUCAAUGGAUAACGACGAAGACAGCAAAACACACAUUCAUUCACAGGAUAGUCAAGAAACAACACAAGCACAGAAAAAACAACAGCCAACUAAAUCUAAUCAAAUUAUAAAAAAAGAAUUUCAAAAUGAUAAUGUUGCUAUUAAUAGGGUUUCUAAGAAUGACCAUAGUUCAGCUUUUUUGAAGAAGGUAUCUUCAAUGAACACUGUCAACAAGGAAGUAACUGUUAAAACAAUUCAAACGAAAACCAUGAUACAAGAAAUAACUACGACCGUCACUAAAACUAUAAAGACAGUGAACCAAACAAUGAAACAAGAAGUUCGGAACUCUGUUCAAACAAAUUCUCCGAUGCAGCGGAUACAAGGAAUGAGGCCGGCAGGCCCGAAAAACCUUCAAGGUGUUGUUAUAAGACACGCUACUCCAAUUACUAAAACUAGCAAUACCGUAUCGCAAAUUAGACCAAAUAAUGCCACUAGGAACUUUAAUCAAAAUGUUGCAAUAAGGAGCCCUACUCCUAUAAAUAUAGCAAGACCUAUUAAUCCAAGAAUGAUGAUUGGCAAAAAAGUGACGUCCUCUCCUAGUCCACACAAACCGAUUAUUGCCAGACCAUCCUCUCCUAGUACAAACAAACCAAUUAUUGGAAAACCAUUAAAGAUUUCACCAUCGGCUGUUAUAAAGCGACCAGUUACUGAAGAAGUGAGUGGGCCUUUUAGUUGUUUUAAAAAGCCAAAAGAGUCAUUAAUACCUGUGUCCGAUAUACCUGCAUUUAACAACAGUAGUGAGGGCACCGUCCAGUAUACUUCAGCUUCGCAAUCCAGUAGUUCUAAUUUUACAAGUUCUACAAAGUUAGUUAAGGGUAAUUCUAUAGUGACCGCGAAACAAAUGAAAUCGGAAGUAAACUCGAGUUCCCAGCAGAUAAGUAGGCUUAGUAAUGUGAGUGGAUUAAAAAUUACGGCUAGUCAGCAGAGACAAUCACAAGUGCCAGAAAAUAGUGAAUCGAGUGGUAUGAAACGGACUACUUUAGAAGCAAUACAGAGGUUACAGAAACAAGGCCUCUUGGUAAAGAAACCUCGCGUAGACGUACACGAGGGGCCUGAAGAUUCCGAUCACGACAGUGAUCACAAUGUAGGGCACAGUUCAGCAGAUGAACAUGAUGAAUGA
Messenger RNA from Spodoptera littoralis (African cotton leafworm), 4380 nucleotides. The record is from the annotation of a GenBank genome assembly. NCBI's taxonomy places the organism in Eukaryota, Metazoa, Arthropoda, Insecta, Lepidoptera, Noctuidae.